Molecule: messenger RNA, 3566 nt
Organism: Cygnus olor (mute swan)
Lineage: Eukaryota; Metazoa; Chordata; Aves; Anseriformes; Anatidae
Product: extracellular tyrosine-protein kinase PKDCC-like
Exons: 7
Coding region: 16-1371 (451 amino acids)
Biological process (GO): protein phosphorylation
Molecular function (GO): ATP binding; non-membrane spanning protein tyrosine kinase activity
Source: RefSeq, a predicted model, not a curated record
CCGGCCCCGCUCCUCAUGGCGGCGGCGGGCGGGACGCGGCGGGGCGCCCGGCUGAGCGCGGCGGCGCUGCUGGCCCUGCUGGCCCUGCUGGCGCUACUGGCCCUGAGGGCCGGGCACGGCGGCGAGGGGCGUGCGGGCUCCCCGCGGCUGCCGCCGGGCUUGCUGGAGGAGCUGCGGCAGCGGCAGCGGGACCUGCGGCGCCUGGCGGCGGCGGCGGGCGGCGAAGCGGAGCGGGGCGGCGGCGGCGGCGGCGGGCUGGGCUGCGGGGACCUGAGGGGGGCGACGGGCGGCGGCGUGCUGGGCUCGGGCUUCACCAAGGUGGUGGAGCGGGCGGCGCUGGCGGGCGGCGGCGGCGCCGUGGCUCUCAAGUCGGUGCACGGCGGCGGGCGGGAGGUGCGGCAGUGCGAGCAGCGCUACGGGGCGCCCGCCGGCUGCCGCCGCCUGGCCGCAUACAAGCUGCUGAAGGAGGUGGCGCUGCUGCAGCGCCUCAGGCACCCCGGCAUCGUGCAGCUGCGCGGGCAGUGCUACGACAGCGGCGGCGAUCCCGGGGCCGGGGUCACGGCCGUGCUGGAGCUGGGAGCCCCCCUGGAGAUGAUCCAGCUGCUGCAGACCCCCUGGGAGGAGAGGUUUAAGAUUUGCCUGGGCCUUGUGAAACUGCUGUUUUACUUGGCACAUUCCCCCCUGGGUUCAAUAGUCCUCUUGGACUUCCAGCCGAGGCAGUUUGUUAUGGUAGAUGGAAACCUAAAAGUGACAGACAUGGAUGAUGCCAGCACCGAGGAGCUGUCGUGCAAGGAGGACAAUGACUGCACACUCGACUUCCCUGCAAAAAGCUUCCCUCUCAAGUGCUCUUCAGCUGGGAAGUGCGAAGGAAUGAAUGAGAAGAAGAACCUUUUCAAUGCAUAUCGGUAUUUUUUCACCUAUCUUCUGCCACACUCUGCACCACCAGCUUUGCAGCCCUUCUUGAGUGAUAUUCUCAACGCAACAGGUGAUUUACGAUAUGGAAUAAAUGAAACCGUGACAGCUUUUGAGAAGGUUUUACAUCUGUACAAGUCUGGGCUCUAUCUACAGAAAAGACCUCUCCUUUUAAAAGAGUACAUCUCCCUAAAGGGCUUCCGGACGGUGGAAGCAGAAGACUACAAGUGCUGGCCCUCCUACAGCCACCUGGGCUGCCUGCUGUCCAUUCACAGCCCCGAGGAAGCCGCUGCAAUUUGUAACUCCCAGUCGCAGUGUCAAAGCUUCAUUGUCACCCAGCAGAGGACGUGGACAGGACGCUCACUCGCCUCAUUUCAGAGUAGCCCGACUGAUUUAAUACCGGAUGCUAAUGCUGUAGUCUAUAUUAAACGAUCAGCUUCCUCAGGGAAAAGACUGUAAAGACAAUGAGAUCGCAUAAAAUGAUCCUGGGAGGAACAAACCACUGGGGAGAAUUUAAUCUACUGAAAAGAAUGACACAUUUUAUUUUGCUUUGGGAUGUGAUCUCCCUGCCAGCUCCGAUUGAGUCAAAUGCUGCUGUCUCCUUGAUCAAAGCUCCAAUUCCUCAUUGCAGAAUGCCCCCUUCCCCACAGCCCCGCUAGCUUGUUUAGCUGUUCCCACACUGCUGUUCCGCAUAAACGCUCUCAGUUUUAGUCAAAUGUUGCCAGACUCUGCAAUACCUAGCCUUGCUGCUUCAGUAACCAGCUUGGCAGCCGAGAAAUAAAAAUAACUGCAAGGGACCCGGCUGGAGUAAGCCGAGUGAGUUCAGCAGGCUCCAAAAAACCUACGAACAACGUACCCUGGGGAAUGCAGCGGCUCCUUCCACAGCUGCCAACGAGGAUUUCACACCACUGCACAUGUAAGGGGCCAGGCUUCAGCCACGGGGCUGAGGUUGCAGGGUUGGGAUCUGUAACCAGAGGUUGAUGCUGGGGGUGGUUUUCCAGGGAGGGUCUUGAUUCAGUUCCUUUGGGGGCAGAGGAGGGAGGCAGUGGGGAGGUCAACUCUGGAAUCCAGCGCCAGGAGGCUUGGAUGCAGGACGUGUGAUUUGUGAUGCCAGCUCCCAUGUAUCAACCUUGAAGGUUUUUCUCUGUUACUUUCCGUGAAAGAGCGAGACAUUCAAAUUAUUUAUGUAUAAAGUGUUACUCUGUAUGGCAAGGAAUUACUGUGUUUAUUCUAAGCAAGCUGUGAACAGUUUUUCUUUUUUUCAUUGCCUAUGUUUCAAUGCAACCGAAAGCAAAAUGCAAGUGUUCCCCACCUUCAGCCCGCCCAGCAUCGUUGCCCACUCCUGAGGACAACACGUGAGCGUGCUCAGCAGUGCAUGAACGUGCCCAAGCCCCUUGGAUGCUCAGGUCUUGGAGGACACUGGCUGCGCUUGCAGGUCUGGAAAAGAAGGUCCGGUCUCAGGAGCCUCCUGCGUCUGCCCUUCGUUACAAAUAGGGGUGCAGCCUCUAAAGCAUAGGUAGGGAUUAGUACAAUUUCGGGCUGUGAGAGAUGGCUACAUAACUUGCUGCUGUCAGGAGCAUCGGCAAGCAGUGACCUUUUAUUUUCUAGUGGAUUUGGGAAAAGCCCAACUCUCUGCUGAGCUCAUCCUGCUGCAUGGGCAGGUUCAUAGCCACAGGCAGGAGAGCUGCACUGCAAUAUCCGUGGGAUGCAGAGCUGAAUUUUCCUCCUAGCCGCCUGGAAAAGGCUGCUCUCAGGACACCGAUUGGUGUCUGAGCUCCUGCCUGGCAUCAUGCUGUGUUUUUCAUGAGCUGCUCCUGGGAUUCCUAUUGCAGGUGCUCACCUUUAAGCUCAUUAGUACUCUAUUAACGCGAAGCAAUGGCCAUUGCGUGGGGGCUUUCUCAUGGAAGCGUAACCCCUGCUGCUUAACACUGAGGCUCAGGGGCUCUGAUAGCGAUAUCAAUUAAUGAGAGUUCCUGUUAGCACAACAAGAAGGCUCUUCUUGCUGUGAUUGCCGCAUUGCUGCAGGCUUUGUGAAGGCAAGGCUUUGAAAAUGGACAGCCACAGACAGUUCUCUCUAUUACAGUGGGUCCUGUGGAAAGGUCCUGCCAGGGGUUCUCUAUUGUUUCACACUGAGCUCGCCAAGCAGGGCUUCAGGCAUCUGCUUUGGGGUUGCUCUGCGUUAGCAAGAGGUAAUGAGAGUUUAUUCCAUAUCUCUCAACCUCAGGAGAUACGAAUCAGAUGUACGUUCCCCAGAGCGAGGGCAAGUGCCAGCCCGGAGUCAUUUCAGCGAGGGAGAAACAGGAUGGGAACGUUCAGAAGUUGUAGUGAUUCCAGGCUGUGUUAGGAAGGUCCUCCUGGCUUCAAAAUCUCUCCUGGCAAAAGCGCAGGUUCUGGGAAUGCCAUGAAUUCUAGUCAUGCAGCGCUCCUUUCAUGUAGCAGCUUUUUCCACGGAGGUUUGAUUCCACGAUUCCCUGCAAAUCAGAGUCAGGUCCGGCCCACCAGCAGAUGGUGCAGGGCACGGCGGGGUGCUUUGUGUAAAGGCAGGUUCCAGCGUCAGACCCGCAGUUCUCAGAGCCUGGGGGCAGGCACUACCCCGUCCCGUCGUGAACAUUUUGAGCACAGGGUGCUUAAUAACAAACUGUUAAUAACAAGGG